AUGGCAGCCAUGAAAACAUUCAUACUAGCGCCCAACUUCUCCUUCAGCCCGGACACGUCGAUAUGUAUGGGUGACAUUGUACAAGACCCGAGUGACCCGACGAGGCCACUGAGCAGCUCGCCGAGGGCCGAGCUCGAGACGGCGACCCACACGGACUACGAUGCGGAACUGACGAAAUCGGCGUCGACGGGCGUGGGAGGCGGCGUGUGGGCGACGUUUCUCCAAGGCGUCGCGUCGCUCAAGCUGUACGGGGAGGUCAAGAAGGAGACGGCGACGAGCUACACCAUCGACCGUCUCGAGACGGUCUACUUCAAGCGCCAACCCACGGACGAGCAGGCGUCGCGGUGGACCCUCGAACCCCGCGUCGCCGCGGCGAUCGACGCCGGCCUCGUGCGCAAGAAGCCCGUCUACCUCGUCUCCGGGCUCAAGAUCGCCAGGGGCUUCAGGCUCUCGCGCGGCGCCUCGUCGUCGUCGCACCGUGCCGGAGUCGGUGCCGAGGCGCCAGUCGCUGCCCUGACCGGGGGAGGGGUCGUCGGAGUAGGCGCCGACGUCGACGUCGAGAGGGCGAGGUCCGAGGAGCAGUCGUGGCGGUCGGACGAGGACGUCGUCUUUGCCUACCAGUUGCACGUCAUCGCGCAGAAAGGGUGGCGGCGCGAGAACACGAAGGGGAAGAACAGACGCGCCGACGUGAGGGUGUAUAAGAGUAAAGCUGCGUUCCUGAGCGAGGACGCAGCCGAAGAAGAAAAAGAAAACCCGAUAGCUGUCGCUGAGAUGGGUGGAGUAGGCGGUGAUACAGAAGCCCUGCACGAUGUCUUUGGUGCGGAGAGGCUGCGGAGCGUGGUCACGGUCACGGACGGGGAGGAUGUCGUCCGGUGUAUUGUCCUCGACGACAUGGCCGUUGAAGAGGAGGAUCAUGAAGAAGAAGAAGAAGAAGAUGAAGAAGAAAAAGAGAAAGAGAAAAAUGACGACGACGACGACGACGACGAGAUGUCCGAAUGA
Exophiala spinifera is the source of this 999-nucleotide messenger RNA. RefSeq lists its product as uncharacterized. The record is from RefSeq and is a predicted model, not a curated record. NCBI's taxonomy places the organism in Eukaryota, Fungi, Ascomycota, Eurotiomycetes, Chaetothyriales, Herpotrichiellaceae. The coding region runs from base 1 to 999 and encodes 332 amino acids. The transcript has a single exon.